Messenger RNA from Pecten maximus, 1016 nucleotides. Its product is annotated as transforming growth factor-beta-induced protein ig-h3-like. Lineage: Eukaryota; Metazoa; Mollusca; Bivalvia; Pectinida; Pectinidae. Gene Ontology annotation, molecular function: cell adhesion molecule binding. The record is from RefSeq and is a predicted model, not a curated record. Bases 80 to 973 code for a protein of 297 amino acids. Gene Ontology annotation, cellular component: extracellular matrix. Gene Ontology annotation, biological process: extracellular matrix organization; cell adhesion. The transcript has 6 exons.
GGAGUGAUAAGACCUGUCAGCUGGCAGUGCCACAUCAGACCACUCAGUCCCCCGGGUUUCCGCCAUACCGACCGUCGCCAUGCUUCUUCUACUUGCCCUUGUCUUGCCCUGCGUUUUGGCUCAGUCCAACUACACCAUCAUAGAUUGUCUGAAAGCUAGCUCCCGGGAACAAGUUCUGGUCUCCCUAAUCCAACAGGCGGGGCUCACCGAUGUACUCGCCACUGGAGGGCCAUUCACGCUUUUCGCCCCCGACGAUGCCGCUAUCAGGGCCCUCCCAUCAGAUACGCUCGCUAUGCUUAAGAACGAUAGCAAUGCUUUGGCGGAGAUCCUUAAGUACCAUGUGGUCAGUGGCACGUUCAAAAUGGCUGACCUGAAGGUCAAUGAGCUGAUGUUGGAGACGCUGGCCGGGGACCAACUCAGAAUCAACGACUACAUGUUCAAUCACAGACUCACUGUAGAUGGCGCUCCAAUAACCUAUGCUGAUAAAGUCUGCAGCAAUGGAGUUAUCCACCGUAUCAGUCGGGUUCUCAUGGCCCCCAAAGGAACUGUGGUCGACGUUCUUCAAGCCGACGGACAUUUCAGCACACUUUUAGCUGCUGCUCAAGCCACGGGUUUGGUCGACGCCCUUCAAGAGGGACCCAUUACCCUUAUGGCUCCAGUGGAUAGUGCAUUCUCACGUCUAGGAAAUGAUACCGUUUCUAAACUUCUAGCCAACCCAGACAUCCUAGCAGAGGUUCUAAAAUACCACGUGAUCCAUGGUGCUCUGUACGCAGCAGGCAUGCACUCCGAGUAUCUCAACACCCUGGAACCUAACGACAGAGAGAGGCUCUACGCCUCAUUUUCAGGAUACACAGUUGUGGUUGAUGGAGCCCGCGUCACACAGAAAGACUUAAGUGCUACUAACGGCGUCGUCCAUAAGAUUGAUCACGUGCUCAUACCUUCUAGUCUCAAGGCGAAAAUCGCCGCUCUCUAACACUGUACAUAAACUUAAUAAAACUGCAAUAUUUUAUGACCAA